This is a messenger RNA of Manis javanica (Malayan pangolin), 3315 nucleotides long. RefSeq names its product ATP binding cassette subfamily D member 1 (gene ABCD1). The record is from RefSeq and is a predicted model, not a curated record. NCBI's taxonomy places the organism in Eukaryota, Metazoa, Chordata, Mammalia, Pholidota, Manidae. Gene Ontology annotation, biological process: long-chain fatty acid import into peroxisome; peroxisome organization; fatty acid beta-oxidation. Gene Ontology annotation, cellular component: peroxisomal membrane; peroxisome. Gene Ontology annotation, molecular function: ATP hydrolysis activity; long-chain fatty acid transmembrane transporter activity; ABC-type transporter activity.
GUGGGGAUUCUGGGCGAGAGGCGGAGUCACUGUUGCUUCGGCUGGGCGGCGCAGCGGACGGAGGAUCCUGGAGCCCCGGGGAGGGGCGCCACCAGGGAAGGAGGAGGAGGUGGAAAGGAGGAGACGCCCUCUCCGCCCGAGAACUCUCGAGGCUCUGACCCCAGAGGCUAGGAGACUGACAAGUUCCUCUACCUCGGCUUCCUGAAGAGGCCGCGACCCUGGAGGGCCCUGAGCCCACCGCGCCAGGGGCCCCAGCACCGCCCCGGUGGCCUAAAGCCGCAGAUUCAGGGACCACUGAAAGGUUUCCAGUUGCCUAGACUACGAGCCCGGGGUUAGAGCAACAACCCUUCCAGCCACCUGCCUCGAUUCCUGCCUCAGGCAACCAGUCCCAACCCUGUGCGUCCAGCCCAGGUGACAUGCCGGUGCUUUCCACCCCCCGGCCCUCGCGGGUGACCACUCUGAAGCGCUCAGCUGUGGUCCUGGCACUUGCGGCCUAUGGAGUUCACAAAAUCUACCCCCUGGUGCGGCAAUGCCUGACUCCAGGCAGGGGCCCUCAGGGGCCAGCAGGGGAAUCCACGCAGGAGGUCUCCGGGGCCACAGUGGUCAAGGCCGGUGUGAACCAGGUGUUCUUGCAGAGGCUCUUGUGGCUCCUGCGGCUGCUUUUCCCCAGGAUCCUGUGCCGGGAGACUGGCCUGCUGGCGCUGCACUCAGCUACCCUGGUGAGCAGGACUUUCUUGUCAGUAUAUGUGGCCCGCCUGGAUGGACGGCUGGCCCGCUGCAUCGUGCGCAGGGACCCUCGGGCCUUUGGCUGGCAGCUCCUGCAGUGGCUUCUCAUUGCCCUCCCUGCCACUUUCAUCAACAGUGCCAUCCGGUACCUAGAGGGCCAGCUGGCUCUGUCUUUCCGCAGCCGUCUAGUGUCCCAUGCCUACAGCCUCUACUUCUCCCAGCAGACUUACUACAGAGUCAGCAACAUGGACGGGCGGCUUCGCAAUCCUGACCAGUCCCUGACAGAGGAUUUGGUGGCCUUUGCUGCCUCUGUGGCGCACCUCUACUCCAACCUGACUAAGCCACUCCUGGACGUGGCUGUGACUGCCUACACUCUGCUUCGAGCAGCACGCUCUCGCGGGGCUGGCACAGCCUGGCCAUCAGCCAUUGCUGGCCUCGUCGUGUUCCUUACAGCCAACGUGCUGCGAGCCUUCUCGCCCAAGUUUGGGGAGCUGGUGGCAGAGGAGGCACGGCGGAAAGGGGAGCUGCGCUACAUGCACUCGCGUGUGGUGGCCAACUCAGAGGAGAUUGCCUUCUAUGGGGGCCACGAGGUGGAACUGGCCCUGCUGCGGCACUCCUACCAGGACCUGGCCUCGCAGAUCAAUCUCAUCCUGCUGGAGCGCCUGUGGUACAUCAUGCUGGAGCAGUUCCUCAUGAAGUAUGUAUGGAGCGCCUCGGGCCUGCUCAUGGUGGCCGUCCCCAUAAUCACCGCCACAGGCUACUCAGAGUCAGAUUCUGAGGCAGUGAAGAAGGCAGCGCUGGAGAUGCGGGAGGAGGAGCUGGUGAGCGAGCGCACGGAAGCCUUCACCAUUGCCCGCAAUCUCCUCACGGCUGCUGCAGACGCUAUUGAGCGGAUCAUGUCAUCCUACAAGGAGGUGACAGAGCUGGCUGGGUACACAGCCCGGGUACACGAGAUGUUCCAGGUAUUUGAAGAUGUCCAGCACUGCCAUUUCAAGAGGCCUGGGGAGCCAGAGGAUGCUCCAGCGGGCUCUGGGGCCACGGUGAGGUCUGGUGUCCAUCUGGAGGGGCCCCUGCAGGUCCGAGGCCAAGUAGUGGAUGUGGAGCAGGGGAUUAUUUGUGAGAACAUCCCCAUCAUCACGCCCACAGGAGAGGUGGUGGUGGCCAGCCUCAAUAUCAGGGUAGAAGAAGGCAUGCACCUGCUCAUCACGGGCCCCAAUGGCUGCGGCAAGAGUUCUCUGUUCCGGAUCCUUGGCGGGCUCUGGCCCACUUACGGUGGUGUGCUAUACAAGCCCCCACCCCAUCGCAUGUUCUACAUCCCUCAGAGGCCCUACAUGUCCGUGGGCUCCUUGCGUGACCAAGUGAUCUACCCAGACUCUGUGGACGACAUGCGAAGGAAGGGCUAUUCGGAGCAGCACCUGGAAGCCAUUCUGGACAUCGUGCACCUUAACCACAUCCUGCAGCGGGAAGGAGGUUGGGAAGCCGUGUGUGACUGGAAGGACGUGCUGUCGGGGGGUGAGAAGCAAAGGAUUGGCAUGGCCCGAAUGUUCUACCACAGGCCCAAGUAUGCCCUCCUGGAUGAAUGUACGAGCGCCGUGAGCAUUGACGUGGAAGGCAAGAUCUUCCAGGCAGCCAAGGAUGCAGGCAUCGCCCUGCUUUCCAUCACCCACCGACCCUCCCUGUGGAAGUACCACACACACUCACUACAGUUUGAUGGGGAGGGCGGCUGGAAGUUCGAGAAACUGGAUUCAGCCCGCCUGAGCCUGACUGAGGAGAAGCAGCGGCUGGAGCAGCAGCUGGCGGGCAUCCCGAAGGUGCAGCGGCGCCUCCAGGAGCUCUGCCAGGUCCUGGGCCACGGCCCCGGGGGCCUGCAGGGUGCUGCCACCUGACAGAGGGCCUUGGCUUUUGGCCCUUGGGCCCCAGCCCUCCCUGAACCUUUGGAUCACAUGAAGGAAAGAGCAUCUGCCCGCCAGCCCCACUCCCAGCCCCAGCGCAGGCCCGCCCUGCAUGCCUUCCUGCCCUAUGGCUACCACCUGAGAGGCUCUCUGAGGCUCUUGUCCCACAGCCAGAUGGGACCCACAGCCAGACUGGGCCCUGUCUGUGCCCCCUCUCCCUACCAGUUGUCCUGAAGAGCAUUUCCUAGGGAGUGAUGAUAAGCACGUAGUCUUUGUCCCUUUCAGUCCCCAGCCUUCUCUCUUCUACAAGGUAAUUUAUUAGAUUCCUGUUUGUAGCCAUCUCGAUUACCAAUGUGAACACCCUACCACCAAGGGGGGACCCAGGCCACACCCUUUCCAAGGGUGGCCCAGCCUCUGAGCCAGCCCCUCACAUCACCGCACCAGCCUACACUGCCAGCCAGCACUGGGGGCAGGGAGGGGGGCCCCCAGGCCAGCUGGAGAGGGAGAUGGACACUGGGGCUGCCAGGCGUGAGGCCACCAGUGUGCCCAGCUCAGUGCCAAAGAGGGGUCAGGAGGGAGGGAGCUGUCUGCAAUGCCAGCCCCCACCAAAGAGGGAAACCCCACUGCCGCCAUGUGCCUUUCUGCACCCUCAGAACCUCCCUCUGUCCUUGAAUAAAAUCUUUCCAUGGGAAGUACA